This is a messenger RNA of Cetraspora pellucida, 138 nucleotides long. NCBI's taxonomy places the organism in Eukaryota, Fungi, Glomeromycota, Glomeromycetes, Diversisporales, Gigasporaceae. The record is from the annotation of a GenBank genome assembly.
AUGACUUAUACAAACCACUUAAUUUGCUUAAACUAUAUUAGUCAAAAAAAAUUUAAAAACUUUAAAGAUAAACUUGCUAGCACAAAUGUAAAACGUGGAAUGGCUAUCACACAUAAUUAUAACUUUUCAAUUUUUUGA